AUGGGAUGUCUUUGCAGCGUAGAAAAGCCACCUGGAGAGCCAGUAUUAGCACCUAACAUUGUCAUUGGUUCCGAUUCAGAUUCUGGAAUAAAAAAUCAGCCUUCUCCUGAUAAAAAGAAUGAUAUCAUUCCAUUGCUUGAACGACCUGAACCAUUGAAUUUUGCAUCUUUGCAAUUUACCUCUGAUUCAUCAUCAGUUGAUAUAGAUAUGGAAAGAUUAGAGCAAUUACUUAAAAAUGAAGAUACGAAAGCAGAAACUUACACAAUGUCUCCCAAAAAGAGUAAUGCAGAGAAAUUUGCUGAAACAUUAUCAGAUGAGUACCCACUUGAUGAAGUCUAA
Molecule: messenger RNA, 339 nt
Organism: Trichomonas vaginalis G3
Lineage: Eukaryota; Parabasalia; Trichomonadida; Trichomonadidae
Exons: 1
Coding region: 1-339 (112 amino acids)
Source: RefSeq, a predicted model, not a curated record